Molecule: messenger RNA, 1857 nt
Organism: Alosa alosa (allis shad)
Lineage: Eukaryota; Metazoa; Chordata; Actinopteri; Clupeiformes; Clupeidae
Product: natural resistance-associated macrophage protein 2-like
Exons: 15
Coding region: 7-1620 (537 amino acids)
Biological process (GO): metal ion transport
Cellular component (GO): plasma membrane
Molecular function (GO): manganese ion transmembrane transporter activity; cadmium ion transmembrane transporter activity; iron ion transmembrane transporter activity
Source: RefSeq, a predicted model, not a curated record
UCAGAGAUGGCCAGACAGAAGCGCACAUUAGGAGAGCACGCAAAACUCAAGGAUUGCCCUGAGGAGAAUGGGGUCAUCCAGACGCAGUACAGUGCCAUCUCCCCCCCGGCCUCCCCCGUGGCACAGGAUGAGCCCUUCUCCACCUACUAUGAGGACAAGGUGUCCAUCCCUGAUGAUGCCACACAGCUUUUCAGUUUUCGGAAGCUCUGGGCCUUCACCGGGCCUGGUUUCCUAAUGAGCAUCGCAUACCUGGAUCCAGGGAACAUCGAGUCCGACCUGCAGUCUGGAGCUACAGCUGGUUUUAAGCUCCUGUGGAUACUUCUGGGAGCCACCAUUAUUGGGCUGUUGCUGCAGCGCUUGGCAGCUCGCCUUGGUGUUGUCACAGGAAUGCACCUCGCAGAAGUCUGCAACCGGCAGUACCCUACAGUCCCCCGUAUCAUCCUGUGGCUAAUGGUGGAGCUGGCCAUCAUCGGCUCUGACAUGCAGGAGGUCAUCGGCUCCGCCAUCGCUAUCAACCUGCUCUCUAACGGCUGGAUACCUCUGUGGGUCGGUGUUAUCAUCACCGCCUCCGACACAUUUAUGUUCCUAUUUCUUGAUAGAUAUGGUUUAAGGAAACUAGAGGCCUUCUUUGGCUUCCUCAUCACCAUCAUGGCCGUCAGCUUCGGUUAUGAGUACGUGAUAGUGGCGCCUGACCAGGGCGAGGUGCUGAAGGGCAUGUUCGUCCCGUACUGCGCCGGCUGUGGGUCACCUCAGCUGUUGCAGGCCGUGGGCAUUGUGGGAGCCGUUAUAAUGCCUCAUAACAUCUACCUGCACUCCGCACUCGUCAAGUCGAGGCAGGUGGAUCGUGGGAAUAAGAGGGAGGUGAAGGAAGCCAACAAGUACUUCUUCAUUGAGUCAGCCAUCGCCCUCUUUGUUUCUUUCCUCAUCAACGUUUUUGUUAUGGCUGUUUUCGCCGAGGCAUUCUACGACAAGACAAACAUUCAAGUGAACGAGAAAUGCAAUGAGACAGGCAGUCCUCACACUGACCUCUUCCCCCUCAACAACGAAACACUUGAGGUGGACAUCUACAAAGGGGGGGUGGUCCUGGGUUGUUUUUUUGGGCCAGCUGCUUUGUACAUUUGGGCCAUAGGGAUCCUCGCUGCUGGGCAGAGCUCCACCAUGACGGGGACCUACUCUGGCCAAUUCGUCAUGGAGGGUUUCCUCAACCUGCGCUGGUCCCGCUUUGCGCGGGUCCUGCUGACGCGCUCCAUCGCCAUCACCCCCACACUGCUGGUUGCCAUCUGUCACAAUGUGAACAGUUUGACAGGCAUGAACGACAUCCUCAACGUACUGCAAAGCAUACUGCUGCCGUUUGCGUUGAUCCCCAUCCUGACCUUCACCAGCCUUCACUCCAUCAUGAAUGACUUUGCCAAUGGACUGUUUUGGAAGAUUGGCGGUGGUGUGAUCAUCUUGGGGGUGUGUGGCAUCAACAUGUACUUUGUGGUGGUGUAUGUCACAGCACUCAACAGUGUAGCCCUCUACGUCCUCUCUGCCCUGAUGUCCAUUGCAUACCUAAGCUUCGUUGGCUACCUGGUGUGGCACUGUCUUAUCGCUCUGUGUGUUAGCCAGCGGUUCUCAUAGAGGAAGAACCUGAGUUCUGCUCUUAGAAUCCAGGGGAAGCUCUCUGGCUCUUUGGGCUGAAAUAACUGUGGGGAGAGCUCACCACGCCUUCAAGAGACUGAUCAAGGAACUGAGCCCUUACUAGAACAAGAUGUAGCGCAGAGCUGUACAAAAUAUGACUCAGUGCUGAAUUGGUUGGACUUGUGGAUAUGAUGUGUUUGAAUGUUUUUUGGGCAAUAAAAUUAUAUUUGGUGUGUU